Molecule: messenger RNA, 1640 nt
Organism: Microdochium trichocladiopsis
Lineage: Eukaryota; Fungi; Ascomycota; Sordariomycetes; Xylariales; Microdochiaceae
Product: galactose mutarotase-like domain-containing protein
Exons: 3
Coding region: 235-1185 (316 amino acids)
Biological process (GO): carbohydrate metabolic process
Molecular function (GO): carbohydrate binding; isomerase activity
Source: RefSeq, a predicted model, not a curated record
ACAGGAGCUCCGUGAAGCUUCCCCUCUCACCCUAUCUCUUGCCAACCUCUACUCGCGAACAACAAGCCUUGCGAUUGCCAGAACCAGGUCCUGACACAACGCCAGAAGAAUUGCAGUCAGAGAACAUACACAGCUUGCGUCUCGAGACCUGAUUCGCUCCUUGUGACAUUGCUGUACACGAAACAGCCGUCACCCCCACCGUGUUCCCGACCAGCAACUCUCAGCAUUGCAGUCAUGGUUGACCGCCCGAACAAGCCCACGGCUUUGGCCACCACACCUGGCCUCCCUCCUCAGCCGCAAGUCAACAUCAGCCAUGACGCUGGCCGUGUUUCAGCCUCGCUUCCCACUGGCGAGACCGUUGACAUCCUCCUUUACGGCGCCACCGUCAUCAGCUGGAAGGACCGGGCCGGCAACGAGAAGCUCUGGCUGAGCGAAGCGGCCAAGCUCGAUGGCUCAAAAGCCAUUCGAGGCGGCAUUCCGAUCGUAUUUCCGGUCUUCGGCCAAGCUCCCGACCACGCGGCGACCUCAAAACUCCCACAGCACGGCUUCGCCCGGACCUCACGCUGGGAACUACUGGGCAAGUCCACCUCGGAGUCGGCCGGCAUGUCCGACUCGUCUGUCAAACUUGACUUUGGUCUGAGCUCGGCCAGUCUCAGUGACGAUGUCAAGGCCCUCUGGCCGUACACUUUCUCCAUCAUCUAUAGCGUCACACUCAGCCAGGAGGGUCUUGCAACCAGCAUUGUAAUUACCAAUGAUGGCGAGGAGGCAUUUGAGAGCCAAGUUCUCCUCCAUACAUAUCUCCGCAUCGAGGACAUCACAACAGUCUCCGUCACUGGGCUUGAGGGCUCGGCAUAUAUCGACAAGGUGGAUGGUGCGAAGCUGAAGUCGCAGUCUUCCACCAUCAGCAUCACGCAGGAGACCGACCGCGUUUAUACCCCCUCAACAGACCCUUCGCAGCCCGUCGUCAUUACUUCCAACGGCGAGCAGGUUUUCAGUGUCGUGCGCGACGGACUACGCGACGUCGUCGUCUGGAACCCGUGGACUGACAAGGCCAUGAGCAUGCCCGACUUUGAGCCCAAGGAUGGUUACAAGAAUAUGCUUUGCGUCGAGGCCGGCUCAGUUCGUGAUUGGACCAAGCUCGAGCCCGGUGAAGCUUUUGAGGGCGGACAGACGAUCUCGUAUUGACUAGAUGUAGCAAAUCUGAUAAGACUAUGAGGCGUCAGAAGCCAGCACCGUAGUAUUGCCUCAUACCUGCUGCGGCCCAUGCGGCAGCACGAUGUACGCCCUGGUCGACCAGAAAAGCGAAGGCGGUCAAAUAACUGCAGAUGGAUUUUCUCGAGCUCUAGGGGUGGUCCUAAGAUAAAUGUCACCGCGUAAGAAUUGAAUUACAUUACGAGGUUAUCCAUGUGCUCGGGGACUUUUGGUGCGAUAAACACUCUGCUCGGUCUCUGUUUAUUGGCAUCGUGUUCCCAGAGGACGACUGCAAAAGCGUAGAAGUCCCCCCUCCGAACGCGCCGCUGAGGCGGGGUAGUUAGUAACACGACCCCUAGCUAGAAGGAGAAUAUGGUGAAGAGGUAUACAGAGAAACACAUUAACAUCACUGCCCCAUAGCCACAUUUCCGAGGUAUCAUAUAAGCAAC